UUCACUUGUAUCAAAACUGCCGCGCUGAAUAGCACCGACAUGCCAUCGCCCUCAUUCCUCGCCUCACUUUCCCGGCGAAUGGUAGGCGUGGCGUGUGUGAGGCGGAUGUGGCGUGCCGCCUUGUGGACCGCCCUGCUGACUUUGACGGUGGGUGUCACGAUUUUCGCUCCGGAGGCUGCCUUCGUCUCCGCCGUAUCUUCGUCGUCGUCGUCAUUCUCGAGAGCAUGCCCUGGGGACAACUACUUGAGGAUUCCUUUGGACGAUGUUCCUGGAGAAGUGUUGUGUAUUCCGGGAAGCAUGGUGGGGAGGUCCAAGUUUGAUUCCCCCUUGCCGGCCAUUUUCGCCGCCAUCAUGGUGGCCGGCUCUGCCUUCUGGCUUCAGUUUCUGUGCGUGUGGGAUGGUGAGAGAGGCUGAAACAUUGGUGCUCGGUAUAUUUUUAGUGAAUUCGGUAUUCAACGCAUUCGCGAAAUCUUCUGGACAUCUCCUGCUGCUGUUUCGAAUUUUGUCUUUGCUUUUGUUGUCGUUAUUGUUUCCUUUUUGGGGGGACAGGACUCUCGUCUCUUAUGAGAUCUCACUGAUCCUAUCCGUCAACAAAUAGUCACGUUUGGUUUUACUUACUGGAUCGUAACAAAUAGUAGUAAUCCAAGCAUCUUCCGUA
Molecule: messenger RNA, 658 nt
Organism: Syzygium oleosum
Lineage: Eukaryota; Viridiplantae; Streptophyta; Magnoliopsida; Myrtales; Myrtaceae
Exons: 1
Coding region: 40-414 (124 amino acids)
Source: RefSeq, a predicted model, not a curated record